AGGUGUGGCCUCUCAAAGACAGGAAUACAACAUGAGGGCUGAAUAAAACCUGAGCACAGCACUGACCUGCUCUGUUACACUUGCUGUCUACACUUGGACCAUGGCUCGAUCUCUCCUAUUGUGGAUCCUGGUCCUCAAUGCCUCGCUCAACCUGUCAGAAAGCCAUAAUCCAGAGUUCAAAGAGAGCAAARACUAYGAGGUGGUUCGACCUGUCAGACUUCACACAGUCAGCAAAAGAAAUGCAGAGCACCUUAGACCAGAGACGAUGAAGUAUGCAAUGACUGUGGGAGGAAGAGACAUCGAGAUGCAACUUGAAAAAAAUAACAAAUUGUUAGCCAAAGGCUACACAGAGACCUACUACCAGGAAGAUGGAAGUCUAGUCACCACAGACCCAGAUGACAUUGAUUAUUGUUAUUACCAUGGAAAGAUUGUAAAUGACAGUGGAUCAUCUGUCAGCAUCAGUACUUGUGACGGACUCAGGGGUUACUUCAGAACAUCGGCCCAGAAGUACCUGAUUGAGCCCUUGUCUGGUGAUGAUGAAGGGGAUCAUGCAGUGACAACUUUCAACAGCAGCAGUUUCACCCCUGCAGUGUGUGGUGUCACCAACAGCACCUGGAAUGAUGACUACGAACCUCCAACGAGCCGCAGCCGUUCCAGAUCAGGGGUUGUUUCUAUGGUUUAUCAGCAGAAAUACAUCGAGCUUUUUCUUGUUGCUGAUUAUCGCGAGUACAUAAAGCUGAACAAGGACCUGACCAUGCUGAGAAAGAGGAUCUUUGAAAUCGUCAAUUUUGUCAACAUGGCAUACAAACCCCUGAAGACCUUCAUUGCUCUGGUGGGUCUGGAGGUCUGGACGAAUGGUGACUUGAUCACUGUGACCCCUCCAGCUGGGGCCAACCUGGAUGCCUUCUUGACGUGGAGAAAUGCUGAUCUGAUUAAAAGAAAAAAACACGACAAUGCACACCUCAUUAGUGCUAUUGACUUUGAAGGAGCAACGGUUGGUCUUGCUUACAUUGGAACGCUCUGCGCUGAUCACUCCGUUGGUGUAAUUCAGGAUCACAAUGACCAGGCUAUUGCAGUGGGAGCAACUCUGGCCCAUGAAAUGGGCCACAACCUGGGCAUGAACCAUGAUGACUCCACCGCCUGUACUUGUUCUGCAGACAGCUGCAUCAUGGCUGCAGCCCUGAGCUGGAAAAUCCCACGCACUUUCAGCAGCUGCAGCAGUAGCACCUAUGAAAAAUUCCAGACAGAUCGGAACCCCAGCUGCAUGUUGRACAAACCAGACUACAGGGGUAUUGAGGCUGCUCCAGUCUGUGGAAAUGGUUUUGUGGAGAGAGGAGAGCAGUGUGACUGUGGCACUCUACAGGAGUGCAGUGAUCCAUGCUGCAAUGCCACUACGUGCAUGCUGACAACAGGCUCACAGUGUGCAGAGGGCGAGUGCUGCGACAACUGUAAAAUCCUGCCUCCGUCCCACGAGUGCCGCAGGAAGCAGGACGAGUGCGACCUGGCAGAGUACUGUGACGGGAAGAGUGCCACCUGUCCCGAGGAYGUGUUUGCUGUGAACGGGCUCCCCUGUGACAGAGGCCGAGGUUACUGCUACRACGGCCUGUGUCCCCAGAGGUCCACCCAGUGCAUCAAGCUCUAUGGAACGUCUGCCACUGAGGCSCCUGCUGACUGCUACAACUACAACAAAAAAGGACUCUACUAYGGUUUCUGCAAACACCUCUCCAACAACCAGUUCAUCCCCUGCCAGGCAGCGGAUGUUUUGUGUGGGAAGCUCUUCUGCCAGGGCGGCAAUGACAACCCCUCCUACGGUCGAAUGGUUUCUGUCGGCUCCUGUAAGGCCGCUUUCUUUGAYGAUUACACCAAAGACUACGGACAGGUAGAUGAAGGGACGCCAUGUGGAAAUGGAAAGGUGUGCCGCCAGAAUCAGUGCAUGACACUUGAGGCGGCCUACAGAAACACAAACUGCUCUGAUAAAUGCCCUGGUUUUGCUGUGUGUAACCACAGGAGUGAGUGUCAGUGUGAGCCCGGCUGGUUGCCUCCUAGCUGCGACUCAAAGACUGAAUCAGUCAAGUCACUUUCUACUGGAGCAAGCAUCGCCAUCGCACUGGCGGUUACUCUAAUAGUCCUUGGUGUCAUUUUUGGUGUACUGGGCUUCAUGUGGAAAAAACGACAACAUCCCACCCUGCCGGUAGCACAGCCCCAGAGGAAACAGGCAGCACAGAGCAACUUCACUCCUCACCUGAACAAACACACAGAGAUCAGUCAGCCCACACCUGACAUACAGGUACUAAAGCCCAAAGGAGCUCCACCUCCACCACCUCCAGCAGGGAACCGUCCCAAACCUUCAAAUCAGAACUACAUGGCUGCUCGUCAGGCUCUGAGACCAGUUCCUCCUCCAAAGGUUUGACGUCAACAAAAUGUCCACUAUUCAGAAAGCAGGAGAAGAUUUCUCUUUAGUCCUGAAAAAGAAGAUAAUCACACAUCUGUUACUGCUGCACCAUGGACAAUGGCAUGCCUAUUCAACAAGUGGCCUGUGGGCAGGAUACAGCUCUUUUUAAACUUUCUUUGGUCCCCACAAAGCUUCCAGAAGCCCAGUCUGAGUGUAAUGCUAAAUGUAUGUAAUAAGUGUUAAUUAUUUUAUACACUGAGUGCCACUUUAGGCUAAUAGAAGUCUACAAGAAAGGAUUUUUGGAAAACCAUGAUGAUGCAGAGGGGCUUGGUGGGUAUGAGCACCUGCAAGCAGAUGGCUGACCGACUUCUCUGUCUGAUAAAGCUGCAGUACGAACAGAAGACAGCAUGUAAGCAAAAACUGUUAACAUGUCUCCUUUUAAGAGUGAAACUAUAUUUGGAUAUUUCAAAACAAAUGGAUUUUUUUCAACUUUGUUUACAGCAAACCAGUAUUUACGUUUUAAAACAUUUCUGUACAUGAAACAACAAACUUAUAGCCAUUUUAGUCAAACUAUGAAAAUAAUAAUUUGAGCAUUUCACCAUGAUAUCACAAGGUGUCAAACUGGAAGCAUGUUCUGUGACUGACACUCAGCUAUUACCACAAAAUUUAGAUCAAUACAACAGACUGAGUUAAAAGCUUUUCUGUAUUGGAUGAUGUUGAGUUGGCAGCCAUCAUACAUUGGACUAACUCCAUCAUUUAUUUCCCUGAAAGUCCCAUCAACCUUCAUCCAGCAACUCCUGAGGUAUUUUACUAACAAACGCAGAGUUGGCUCCAAAUCAUAUAUAAUAAUCAUAUCAUAUUAUAAUCUGACAUUUAAAGCAAAAAUGUGCUCAAUCUUAGCCUACAAACAUGUUUAACUGUAACUGGUUAACUCUGCCAAUGUUAUAAUGACCAACACACACACACACACACACACACACACACACACACACACACACACACACACACACACACACA
Messenger RNA from Austrofundulus limnaeus, 3409 nucleotides. RefSeq names its product ADAM metallopeptidase domain 28 (gene adam28). Gene Ontology annotation, molecular function: metalloendopeptidase activity. Gene Ontology annotation, cellular component: plasma membrane. Bases 101 to 2410 code for a protein of 769 amino acids. The record is from RefSeq and is a predicted model, not a curated record. The transcript is spliced from 22 exons. Lineage: Eukaryota; Metazoa; Chordata; Actinopteri; Cyprinodontiformes; Rivulidae. Gene Ontology annotation, biological process: proteolysis.